AUGUACGCUGAUGACAUUGCUGUUGACAUUGCUGAUGACAUUGCCGAUGACAUUGCUGAUGACAUUGCUGAUGACAUUGCCGAUGACAUUGCUGAUGACAUUGCCGAUGACAUUGCUGUUGACAUUGCCGAUGACAUUGCUGAUGACAUUGCUGAUGACAUUGCCGGUGACAUUGCUGAUGACAUUGCUGAUGACAUUGCCGAUGACAUUGCUGUUGACAUUGCCGAUGACAUUGCUGUUGACAUUGCCGAUGACAUUGCUGUUGACAUUGCCGAUGACAUUGCUGAUGACAUUGCUGUUGACAUUGCCGAUGACAUUGCUGUUGACAUUGCCAAUGACAUUGCCGAUGACAUUGCUGAUGACAUUGCUGAUGACAUUGCCGAUGUCAUUGCUGAUGAUAUUGCCGAUGGCAUUGCUGUUGACAUUGCCGAUGACAUUGCUGAUGACAUUUCCGAUGACAUUGCCGAUGACAUUGCUGAUGACAUUGCUGAUGUCAUUGCUGAUGACAUUGCCGAUGACAUUGCCGAGGACAUUGCUGAUGACAUUGCUGAUGACAUUGCUGAUGACAUUGCCGAUGACAUUGCUGAUGACACUGCCGAUGACAUUGCUGAUGACAUUGCCGAUGACAUUGCUGAUGACAUUGCCGAUGACAUUGCCGAUGACAUUGCUGAUGACAUUGCUGUUGACAUUGCCGAUGACAUUGCCGAUGACAUUGCUGAUGACAUUGCUGAUGACAUUGCCGAUGACAUUGCUGAUGACAUUGCCGAUGACAUUGCUGAUGACAUUGCUGUUGACAUUGCCGAUGACAUUGCUGAUGACAUUGCCGAUGACAUUGCUGAUGACAUUUCUGAUGACAUUGCUGUUGACAUUGCCGAUGAAAUUGCUAUUGACAUUGCCGAUGACAUUGCUGAUGACAUUGCUGAUGACAUUGCUGAUGACAUUGCCGAUGACAUUGCUGAUGACAUUGCUGUUGACAUUGCCGAUGACAUUGCUGAUGACAUUGCCGAUGACAUUGCCGAUGACAUUGCUGAUGACAUUGCUGAUGACAUUGCCGAUGACAUUACAGAUGACAUUGCCGAUGACAUUGCUGUUGACAUUGCUGUUGACAUUGCUGAUGACAUUGCUGAUGACAUUGCUGAUGACAUUGCCGAUGACAUUACAUAUGACAUUGCCGAUGACAUUGCUGUUGACAUUGCUGUUGACAUUGCCGAUGACAUUGCUGAUGACAUUGCUGAUGUCAUUGCCGAUGACAUUGCCGAUGACAUUGCUGAUGACAUUGCUGAUGACAUUGCCGAUGUCAUUGCUGAUGACAUUACAGAUGACAUUGCCGAUGACAUUGCUGAUGACAUUGCUGAUGAUAUUGCCGAUGUCAUUGCUGAUGAUAUUGCCGAUGUCAUUGCUGAUGAUAUUGCUGAUGACAUUGCUGAUGACAUUGCCGAUGACAUUGCUGAUGAUAUUGCCGAUGUCAUUGCCGAUGACAUUGCUGAUGACAUUGCUGAUGACAUUGCCGAUGACAUUGCUGAUGACAUUGCCGAUGACAUUGUUUUUUUUUGUCCUGACGAAGACUACAUCUUGUAUAUGUAG
Messenger RNA from Pecten maximus, 1584 nucleotides. Its product is annotated as coiled-coil domain-containing protein 1-like. NCBI's taxonomy places the organism in Eukaryota, Metazoa, Mollusca, Bivalvia, Pectinida, Pectinidae. The coding region runs from base 1 to 1584 and encodes 527 amino acids. The record is from RefSeq and is a predicted model, not a curated record. The transcript has a single exon.